Mya arenaria is the source of this 3735-nucleotide messenger RNA. RefSeq names its product nucleobindin-2-like. The record is from RefSeq and is a predicted model, not a curated record. Lineage: Eukaryota; Metazoa; Mollusca; Bivalvia; Myida; Myidae. Gene Ontology annotation, cellular component: extracellular exosome; endoplasmic reticulum-Golgi intermediate compartment. Gene Ontology annotation, molecular function: calcium ion binding. The transcript has 15 exons. Bases 135 to 2261 code for a protein of 708 amino acids.
GUACGAAUCAUUGUCGGGAAUAAUACGGACAGUUGACGUAAUUUGUUUACAUUCACGUGUCUUUAAAAUAAUUAGUUUAAUGUAACCACAUUUUCCGGAAGUUGACAGAGAUACACGUACAGUUAAGGAAAGAAAUGCGGUUAUUAUUAUUUUUGCUGGGCUGUGUGAUGGUUCAGGACAUAGUAUGUCCACCUGUUCAGCCAGAAAUAAAGCCAGUGGAGGGUAUGUCACCAGACGAUGAGCAAGAAGAGGAAGACCCUGCGUUUGGGUUGGAGUAUGAGCGCUACCUCCGUGAAGUCGUCACGGCGCUCGAGGAAGAUGAAGGCUUUAGAAAGAAGCUCGAGGAGAUGAACAUGACCGAUAUCAAGAAUGGAAAAAUUUCCCAACACCUUGAGCUUGUAUCACAUCAGAUUCGAGAGAAGCUUGAUGAAAUUAAGCGUCAAGAGAUUCAACGGUUACGUCAGUUAGCUAAGGAAAAGAUUAAAAUGAUGAACGGUAUGGAGAUUUUAGCUUCUGUUGCAAGAUUUCCAGGUGUUCAGGCCAUGGACAACAGCUUCCUCCAUCAUCUCGACACAAAGAAUGCACAUUCAUUUGAAGCUGAAGAUCUGGAGAAACUCAUUAAAAAGGCAACAGGUGACCUUGAUGAGAUUGACAAGAAGCGCCGUGGAGAGUUCAAGACGUAUGAGAUGGAGAAAGAGCACCUCCGUCGUGAAGAGUUGAAGAAACUGGACGAGGAUCAGCGCAAGCAGAAGGAACACGAGUUUGAGGAGCUGCAGAAGAAACAUAAGGAACACAAGCCUGUUCACCAUCCGGGCAGCAAGGCCCAGCUGGAGGAUGUUUGGGAGAAAACAGACAACAUGGACACACAGGAUUUCAACCCCAAAACAUUCUUCAACAUGCAUGAUCUAGACGGUAAUGGAUUCCUUGAUGGUGAGGAGGUAGAAGCUCUCUUCCAGAAAGAGUUGGACGAGGUAUAUGACCCUAACAACCCAGAGGAUGAUAUGCGUGAGAAGUAUGAGGACAUGGGGCGUAUGCGAGAACAUGUGUUUAACGAGAUUGACACGGACAAGGACCACCUUAUCAGCCAGGAAGAGUUCCUCAACUACACCAACUCCAACCAGUUUGAGAAAGACGAGGGAUGGAAGACAGUGGAUGAGGAGCAGAACUAUACAGAGGAGGAGUUAGAGCGUUACGAGCAGAUGUUACGUGAACAUGAGGAACGUGCAAGGGCCCAGGGCAUCGACCCUAACCAGCCCGGCAUGGUGCCACUAGGCCACGACCCUAAUGUCCAGGAGAUGCAGAUGCCACAUGAAGGUAUGCCUCAACAAGGAAUGCAUCAACAAGGGCAACAGUUCAACCAGGGUCAGCAAAGGCAAUUUCAGCAACAUGAACAGCAACAACAAAUGAGGCAAAUGGGCCAGAUGCAAGGUCAGAUGCCUCAAGGUCAGAUGGGUCAAGGCCAGAUGGGUCAAAUGCAUCAAGGUCAGAUGGGUCAAGGCCAGAUGGGUCAAAUGCAUCAAGGUCAGACUGGUCAAAUGCAUCAAGGUCAGAUGGGUCAAGGACAGAUGCAUGGUCAAAUGCCUCAAGGUCAGAUGGGUCAAGGACAGAUGAAUCAAAUGCCACAAGGUCAAAUGGGUCAAGGACAGAUGCCUCAAGGUCAAAUGCAUCAGAUGGGUCAAAUGCCGGGUGGAGGACCAAUGGAUGGACCACCAGGCAGGCCACCUAUGCAGGGAGGACCACCAGCUGGACAGAUGCCAAUGCAAGGCGGACAACAGGCAAUGGGAGGUCAGAUGCCCGGCCGUCAGGACCAUGUCGCAAUGGGGCAAGCACAAAUAAAUACAGCAAAUGCACAAGGUGAAGGUCAAGGUAAGCCUGGUGGUGAACAACCCCAGGCUCAAGGUCAGCCAAAUGUACAGGGCCAGCCUGCUGGGAAUGCUCAGUCUCAGAAUAUAAACUCUGAUACACAAGCCAAAGUGCCUGAAAAUACAGACAAUAAACAAGGUGAAGUUUUUGAGAAAAUUGACCAAACACCGGGUCAAGGUCAAGUGUUAGAUAACUCUGAGCAUGUUCAAGUGCAAGCUGUAGUAAAUGAUCAAGUGCAUGUACAAGAUAAAGCAGUAGAAAAUAUUCAGCCUGUGGAAGGCCAAGUGCAUGCUAAAGCUGAAACAGUAGAGAACAUUAAGCCUGUUGAAGGCCAAGGUCAGAAUGUUGUCGAAGGUGAAGUUAAGGGGUCAGAAGGUCAAGCACCAGUUGAGGUGUAGAUACAGGGAGAUGGAACAGUCAACCAGCAAGGUCAAGGUCAAGACACAUUGAAGUUCCAAGGUCACCAGGGUCAAGGUCAAGAUGAACGGAAACCCUUUGUUUAACAGCUUUUUGUAAACUGCUUUACCAAAUUUUGCUCAUUAAAUACAAACAUUACAAACUUUUGAAAUUUGUUUCAAUUUUUUUUAAAGGACAAUAUAUAUAAUAACAUUUAUCUAAAUAUUUAUUUAACAUGUUCAGUAAAGUUAUAAAGUUUAUACAGAUGUUAAAGAGUUUUGUGUUUUAAAUAUUACAGUCUCAUAACUGAACGCACAAAAAAGUCAGGUACAGUUGAAAGCAUAAUGUUUUUUACAAUAUUAUUUUUGGCUCUAUUGCAUAUAUUUAACACUUACCCUUUCUUCAGUCUUUGCUGAAAUAUAUUCCUGUUUACAAUUUGUUGUUUUUUUAAGAAAAAAAGUUUUUAUAUUUGUAUUUUUUUUUAACAUUUUCUGCAUUGCGAUUUGGUAAAAAGAAUUUCACACUCGGCCAUUAUACUACAUACAGUGGUUCUAGUCAAGUAUAGAUAGUGCUUCAUAUAAAUAUUUAUGACAGAGAGUUUGUUCAGACAGUUAAAUAUUUUAGUGUAGUACAAGUUUUGUCAUUUUAAUUUUGAAAAAAGUUAAGUCAAUGAAACAAGAAACAUAAUUUUACAUAAUUUAAAUUGUACUCAAAUAUUUGUAUGUUCAAACAUAUCCAUGUGCCUUGGAAAUGGUGUGAUACAAUAUGUUUGCCAUGUAACUGCCAAUAAGACAGCUAAUAUGUUCAUGGGACAUGUAAGGCAAAUUACUUUAUUACUUUAAAAUCCAUGAACAGCGCUUCUUUGUUAAAAAUACUUGUUUUGGGACUGUUUUCUGUGUGGAAACUUAGUAAAUUAUGUGCAAAUUUAUAUUUAUUACUUUAAAAUCCAUGAACAGCGCUUCUUUGUUAAAGAUACUUGUUUUGGGACUGUUUUCUGUGUGGAAACUUAGUAAAUUAUGUGAAAAUAUACAAGUUUUCUUUACUUCUAAUUUGCAUUCCAUGUUGUAAUUUAAUAUUUCUGCCUUUGAUUUCUUCAAAACAGUUGUCAAGUUCAAAAUUCUAAAUUAAAUAAAUUUAUUAAAGUUAGAAACUCUUAAAUUUAUUAAUUCAUUAGGCUUGUUCCAAAUGUUUUAAUCAAUGUGCCAAAUUAUAGUUGAAAAAAACAUGCUUUCAUUAAAUUGUGUGUCACUGUGUAACUCAUUCAUGUUUCCUUUAAGGAGUUACACCUGGUUUUUAGAGCUGUGUUCAGAACAAAGCUCCUGGUAAAUCGAGAUAUGAAGUGCAGUGUUCCUAACUUAUUUGAUUAUGUUUUGUAUAUCUCAAUGAUGCGGUGUCGUUCUGUCUGCAUUUCAUGUUGUUAUUGAUUUUAUCAACAUUUUAACAAGCAUUUGUUUAAAUAAAUUAUUUUGAAAUAUA